ACUCAUAGUCUAGCAACAUGAGUUGUUCUUGCUCUAGAGAGUUCUUCCAACUUCAAUCUCUUUGUCUAGCCGACAUAGUAUGUUCUCCACAAUUCUAGAAUAAUCAUUGUAUUCAUGAUCCUUCUAGAAUUGUGUAGACACAAAUGAACAUUAUUUUUCAACAGAUCUCAUUUAGAAUCUCCUCUAAUUUCAAAGAAAUGAAAACGUAGAGCUUUUUGUAAAGCUAAAGCUUCAACAUGCAAAAACAUAUCAUUUAUAGAGAAAUCAGGACCAAGUCAAGAUGAUACGCGCCAACUCCUCCUUCAGCCAAAGAUGUUACCAUUUCUGAAGAAAUUGAUUAUUUUAAAACCACGAUUCCAGUGCUAUAGCUACUGAGAGGACUUUCCUAUAGGAGGAAAAUUAUGGGAGCUUCAUCUUGACCCUCCGAGGAGAAAUUCAUGGAACCGCCAUUGUCAAGGCUCCAGGGUAAUAAUAACAGCUACCAUCAGGUCCAGUUGAGAUAGAACAUGUCAUGAGAUUUCCCUAACACAGCUCACUGAAAAUCAACAAGUUUAUUGAAGUUUAGACUAAGGGGAGACUUGUUAAAAUGCUUGCUUUCUUUCUUUCCUUUCUUUGUUUCUAUUUAUGAUUAUAGUUUUAGUUUUCAUAAUUAGGUUAGGGAUGGUUUCUCUCCCAUUUGCAAUAGUCAUAUAUAAAAAGUGCGUAGUUUCUUUCAAUUAUGCAAUUUGCCAGCUGCAACCUGAGAAAGUUAGUUUUAACCUUCUUAUCUUUCCCAGGACUUUUUUGGUGGUCAUGACAGUGUCUGCAUGUGCACCUGUCACUCUUGCUCAACAUUUACAUAUAAAUUUUUUUCCUUAACCAUAGUUGAGAGAUAUCCCUUAACUGAAGUAGACUGAUAUGUAUAAUAUUAAAUACUUAUGAAUUCGCGCUCUGCAUAAACCAUGUAAUUUCCCAGAUGUCAUUUGCUUUUGUUUCUUUUAGCUGAUUAUAACAUCUUGGGACUUAUCGCUAAAUGCUUAUAGAGGGCAUAUUUCAUCUGUUUGCUUCUUUAUAUAUAUAUAUGUAGUCCAAAGAUGAUAAAACAAAGCAAAGGUUUUGGAACAUUAAUAUAAAAUCAUCAUUUUCUAUAGCCGGCCUUGUUAUCAAAUCAUCAUCAUGGAAACCCCACACGGAUUCAACGAUUAGAAUAGUUUCAGUUUGGUCAAAGAAUGGACUUACCGAACUGUUCUUUACCAUGAGCUUUCCGUCUAAUGAAAUCCAUAUCUUGUCAUGUGUAAUCUAAUUUGUGCGAUUACAGAACAUUUGGGAGUUUGUUGAAUGCUUUUUAUAAUUCCAUUGUAAUAUAUCUCCUGAUUAAUGUCGAGUUACCAGAGUGCACCGUCAUCAAAUAGUGGAGAGACAGCAGUUAUUGCCAUAGGUUUGGUAGUCCUCUUAGUGAAGAUCGUUAUCGUGAUUGUCAUAUGCCAGAAAAGAAGUCAGAAAGGCAGCUCUGUUAAUCCCGACUUUCAGACACUCACAAUGGAUAAGUUUCUAAAUGAUAUGGAAAGAGAGAAGCCCAUCAGGUUCACUUCUCAACAACUUCGGAUUGCAACUGAUAACUUCACCAACUUGUUGGGGCAAGGAGGUUUUGGUGCAGUUUAUAAAGGGAUAUUUAGUAAUGGAACCCUUGUAGCGGUGAAGGUUCUAAAUGGGAGCUCAGACAAGAGAAUUGAGGAACAAUUUAUGGCGGAAGUUAGUACAAUUGGAAGAAUUCAUCAUUUCAAUCUAGUCCGUCUUCAUGGUUUAUGCUUUGAGAAACACCUCAGAGCACUUGUUUAUGAGUACAUGCGAAAUGGAUCGCUUGACAAGUUCUUAUUUCAUAGGAACAAGGACUUAGGAUUUGAAAAGCUUCAUGAAAUAGCGGUGGGGACAGCGAGAGGGAUUGCUUACUUGCAUGAAGAAUGCCAACAACGAAUAGUCCAUUACGAUAUAAAGCCUGAAAAUAUUCUUUUGGACGCAAAUUUCUUUCCAAAAGUAGCUGAUUUCGGUUUGGCUAAGCUCUGUAACAGGGAUAAUACUCAUAUAACCAUGACUGGGGGGAGAGGCACUCCUGGUUAUGCUGCACCUGAAGUAUGGAUGCGGUUUCCUAUAACACACAAAUGUGAUGUUUACAGCUUUGGGAUGCUAUUGUUUGAGAUCAUUGGCAGGAGAAGGAAUCUUGAUAUUAAUAUUCAAGACAGCCAAGACUGGUUCCCAAGGUGGGUUUGGAAGAAGUUUGAGCCUGGAGAACUAGGAGAGAUAAUGGUUGUUUGCGGAAUAGAGGAGAAAGAUAAAGAGAGGGCUGAGAGAAUUGUAAAGGUUGCUAUUUGGUGUGUCCAGUAUAUGCCUGAGGCAAGGCCUUCGAUGAGUGUUGUGGUGAAAAUGUUGGAAGGAGCUAUUGAGAUUCCUAGACCUUCAACUAACCCGUUUCAGCACUUGAUGUCGGAUACUCCAUACCCAACUGCACCUGUCUAUGAUACUUCAAAUGGAACAUAUAGCACUAGCGCUUUCGGUUCAGAUCCCUCACGAACAGUAACUGGAUACAGCGUUGUACAUGGAACUCCUAUCAUGAGGAAAUAUGAAAUUGAAAUAGCGUCUACCUAGGCAGGCUGAAGUACAUUCCUCACUCUCUCUGUGUCUCUCUCUGUUCUUGCAAUAGGUCAUAAAAACAUCUCCUUCUGCACAUCAUAGUGCUUCUUCAUAUAUCAUAGCAUUAAGUUAAGGGUUAAAGUUAUAUCUGUCUGGAAUGAAUAAAAAGUUCGUAAAUUUUAUAGAACUGAUUACAAUAUAUUGAUGUGAUUCCAAAA
This is a messenger RNA of Prunus persica (peach), 2825 nucleotides long. Its product is annotated as rust resistance kinase Lr10-like. Lineage: Eukaryota; Viridiplantae; Streptophyta; Magnoliopsida; Rosales; Rosaceae. Gene Ontology annotation, molecular function: ATP binding; protein kinase activity. Gene Ontology annotation, biological process: protein phosphorylation. Bases 1357 to 2622 code for a protein of 421 amino acids. The transcript has 3 exons. The record is from RefSeq and is a predicted model, not a curated record.